Messenger RNA from Helianthus annuus (common sunflower), 2401 nucleotides. RefSeq names its product cyclin-dependent kinase G-2. NCBI's taxonomy places the organism in Eukaryota, Viridiplantae, Streptophyta, Magnoliopsida, Asterales, Asteraceae. The transcript has a single exon. The record is from RefSeq and is a predicted model, not a curated record. Gene Ontology annotation, cellular component: nucleus. Gene Ontology annotation, biological process: protein phosphorylation; regulation of mitotic cell cycle. The coding region runs from base 538 to 2268 and encodes 576 amino acids. Gene Ontology annotation, molecular function: ATP binding; cyclin-dependent protein serine/threonine kinase activity.
AAGACGAAAGAAAAAAUCAAUUAGGGCGGCUAUCGUUGAGAGAUAAGGUUGCGAUCCGAUUGCGAUUCCGAUCAAUAUUCACUGUCUCCGUUCACCGUUCACCGACGUUCACCGUGUUCCGGUAAGAAACAUCGUCACCUUUGAUUGAUUUUCGACCUCAAAUACACAAAUUCCAAAUUUGAGGUUCGAAAAAAGGAAGAUCGUCACCAAUUCACCGUCUAAUUUCACAUAUCUCAUAAUCAAUUUCACCGAUCUGUGAUCUAUUCAUAUCAAAUUCAUCAUAUUCUCUACCAAUUUCAAAAUAUCUGGUGGUUUUGUUUUCCGAUUGUGAAUUAGGGUUUUUAUUUGUUUCAAAAUAUUUUGUGUAUUUUUUUCAAAAGAAAAGCAAUUGAAGAUUGAAUCAGGUUGAACUCUAAUAUUUCAUAGGAUUGUGGUAUAAUUGGGGCUGUAGAUCUGUGUUAGGGUUUCAUAUUUUAAUAUUUUUGUUGUAUUGGAUUGUUGGUCGCUGAAAGUUAGUUGUUGGUGUUGUUACUAAUUAUGGCGACAGGACGACAGAACUUCUCCAGGAAAAGUUCGAAUCGUUCCAAUGAAAAUCGAUUUGAUGGAAGGAUUUUUGCCGGUGGUUUUGAUCGACCAGGCUCUAAGCUGGCUAAAAGUUCCGGUGGAAGAGUUGGUGAUAAAAGUAAUGGAUACAUUGAUGGGGAACGGGGUCGGUUUGUGCACCUGGAAAAUAGAAACCGAGAGGUCGGUUAUAAAGAAAAUCGGUUAAGCUCUGUGCCUUCCAAGAAAAGGAAGUUUUCGCCUAUUAUUUGGGAUAGAGUUGAGAAGCAGGUAUCUUCUGUUAACUCUGAUAUCACUUGUUCGUCCUCACCAAAAUCAUCUAAAGAUGUUAGGAGGAUUGAAAGGUGUUCUGUUUCUGCUGAAAGUGAGCUGCAGAUGUCUUCUGUGGAGUCUCUUGUGUCUAAUGUUACAGAUGAUAUGGAAAUACCAAGCUCUUUGGGUACAAGAGUUAGCGAAGGGGGUGAUGAAGAAAUUGAAAAUGAAGAUGGAGAGUACGUUGAUGAGCCAAAUUUAUCCAAAUCGAAGUGGGCUUUUAACGACUUGCCCAUAAUUGAAUCAGAUGGCAACAAUUCAAGCCUUGAAAGUGGUGAGCUUGAUCGAGAAGGGUUUGAAAAGAACGAUGAGGUGUCUUCUAUGUCUACUGAAGAUGGCCAUUUUAUGACUCCAUCCAAUGAAGAUUUAGAUAAUGUUGAUGAUAAGGUUGAUUUUAGUUCAGAAAGUGAUAGUGAUCAUGAAGUCCGGUUAUGUACUGGGUUAGGUGUGACUCCAAGCUGUAGAAAUGUGCACGAGUUUGAGAGAUUGGGGAAGAUUAGUGAAGGCACCUAUGGUGUUGUUCACAGAGCUCGGGAUAUGAAAACCGGUGAUAUUGUGGCGUUAAAGAAGGUGAAGAUGGCUGGGGCAAGAGAAGGUUUUCCUGUUACUGCUUUAAGGGAGAUUAACAUUCUUGGAAUGUUACAACACCCGUCCCUUGUGGAAAUGAAGGAAGUUGUUAUGGAUGACUUCGAUGGUGUUUAUAUGGUUAUGGAGUAUGUUGAUCAUGAACUCAAAGGAUACAUGGAGCGUAUGAAGCAGCCGUUUAGUUCAAGUGAGGUUAAACGUCUUAUGAUACAGCUCCUGGAGGGUGUAUCUUAUCUUCAUGAUAACUACGUGAUGCAUAGGGAUUUGAAGACAUCAAACUUGCUCUUGAACAACGAUGGCGAGUUGAAGGUUUGUGACUAUGGGAUGUCACGCCAAUACGCGAGUCCACUUAAACCCUAUACUUCCUUGGUGGUUACACUUUGGUACAGGGCUCCUGAACUUCUUUUGGGGAUGAAAAAUUAUUCAACCGCUGUUGAUAUGUGGUCAGUAGGUUGUAUAAUGGCAGAGCUUUUGUCCAAGAAACCACUGUUUGAUGGAAGCAAAGAACCUGAACAGAUUGACAAGAUUUUUAGAACCCUUGGCACACCGAAUGACACAAUAUGGCCUGGAUAUUCCAAGCUGCCGGGAGUUAAGCCCAACUUUGUCAAGCAACCUUAUAAUAGUUUGAGGAAGAAAUUUCCUGUAGCUACUUUUACUGGAUCACCUACACUUACUGAGCUGGGAUUUGAUCUGUUGAACAAGUUUCUGACAUAUGAUCCGGAGAAGAGGAUUACUGCUAAAGAAGCCCUUAAUCAUGGAUGGUUUCGUGAGGCUCCUCUUCCUGCUGAACAUGUUAGGAUUUGUAAAUAGAUUUUAAUUCUUUGAUCUUUCUUAGUGUGAAACAUUUUUAAUGAUCUUCAUAGCAUUCUUCGAUGUACGAUUGUUAAUGCACUUUGAUGAUUUUACUCUGUUUUAUGAGCUUUUAUCGCGCUCUAUACGCUUA